Molecule: messenger RNA, 330 nt
Organism: Meloidogyne enterolobii
Lineage: Eukaryota; Metazoa; Nematoda; Chromadorea; Rhabditida; Meloidogynidae
Source: the annotation of a GenBank genome assembly
AUGCGUAUUUUAUAUAUUUUGGAAAUUGGUGAACGCAAAACUAAAUGUUUUGGGUGUUUAAGUUGUUCUAAUCGCUCUCUUUGUAUUUUCUUUUGUAUUUUACAAAUUAUUGUUGUUGGGUGUUCUUUGUUUCAGCAUUUAUACUCUUGGUCUCGUUUUGGACACGUUUUCAAAUGCAAUUCAAAUAUUACCGCGGAGGCUACUUUUGAUGAAAGACUGUUAGCUUAUGAUAUUGUAAUUUUUGAUUAUGGAUUGAUGAAUAUUGUUUUGAAAAUGAGUAAAUGUGUGGCGAAUUAUUUGGAUGGAGGCUAUUUACGUUUCUUUUGGUAG